GUAAAACCGCGCCGCGCUCGUCCUGGACAGCACAGGUGCAGAGUGACAGACACUGACAGCACCUGCGCUGCGCCAGGAAAGCGCCCAGAUGAACGCUCCCGCACGAAAGCUCCCGCACGUGCUCCUGCGGGAUGCCACAGGCAACACUGCUGUACCUGCCCAGCCAAAAGUUGGCAGGAUGCGUAAAGUCCCAAUUUUGCUAAUUCAGCACACUUUGACUUGAUUAUUAUAAUUUAAGAAACGAUCCAGUUAAACCAGAUUCAGCAGGACUUGUUAAAUACUGAGGCCCUUGACUGGUGUGACUAUUAGAAGUUAUUAAAAAAAAAACCCAACCUCGACAAACCUGGAAUUAUUGCUUGAAGUGACUCCCUGACACAGAGAAGCUCAAAGUUGCCAUGUCCACUGUUGGAUUCCAUAAUAUCUCUGGGCCAGAUCUGCUUUAUGAAUGUGGCCCUAGGAAGUAAACCUCUGGGAACUGCCUGGAUUAAGGAAUUAAAGCUGCUUGCCAUGUGGUCAGGUAAGCCCCAGAGCCCUUCCUGGUGCUUCAGAGUACAGAGAGAAGAGCAGGACUGUCCCUUUCACUGACACCAAGACAUUUAACCAGCUUAGCUCUAUAUCAUCUAAUGACAUCUUUGGUGACCUCCAGACCAGUCUUACUAACUAGACAUGAAUCAUUUCUAUGCGAAACCAAUCUGAUUUAGAAUAUAUCUUGCUACAUUUGGGUGACAAAAUAUUUUAGGAAUCACUAUGUUAACACUUCUGCAUAUCACGCAGCAGAUGGACUAAAGUUCAGUGACAGGAUGCUGUUUUGGAGAGAGAUGUAUUUUGUGUAGACAAGAAAAGCUCUUGCCAACAUGAAAAAACAGAUGCACUUCUUCUGCACUAGGAAAACAGAGGAAAGAAUUUAAUAGCAAAAAGCAAAGUAGUUGUGAAGACUCUAAUAAUACUACCUGUGAUAAGAAUUAUAACAUUAAGUUACUUUCACUAAUAGUUGUCUCACAAAGUAAUGUAGAGUCUUACAGUCCUCUCUUUAAUAUUUUUCCCAGAAGUCCUAUAUUUGGGUUACAUCUACUGGGAAGCACCAAUAGAUCAUUUCAAAAUGUUCCACAUAACAGCGCUGAAUUUUUAAUAUGCCUUGAGAAUCUCUGUUGUUGUUUUUCUUCAAAUAUCAUCUGGUCUAUGCAAUUUCUUCCAAACUACUGUCAGUGUUGCCCUGUCAAAACAUGUGCAGAGGGUUAUGGAAAGGGGAAGAAUGUGCAUUGCCUGGAAGACAUAAAACUGUGCAAGGUUGCCAUGGUUUGCUUGCUUCCACUACCCCUCUGAGCUGCUUUGUAUUCCCAGUGACACCCUCAGCAAGAGCAGCACCUUCGGGUUCUUUUCAUGGAACACAUCAAGACUUCGGCGGCUUUGCCACAAAUGAUCAUCCACAAAGGUAGUAUGAUCUGGAAAGGAAAAGAUUGGUCCACGUCCUGAACUUAUAACUCUUUGUUUCACCAGGCCAUCCUAAAAUGAUUCAGACCAGUCAAGGUGACCUUAGACCUAUGGAAACAGGUACGAUGGAAGUUGUCUGAAGCUGCAGAGUGAGUCUGUGGCAAACCAGGGAACUGAACUGGUCAUAUCUUCUUACUGCUAUGUCUCCUGCCUCUGGGUUUUUUUUGUCUUUGGACUGGGACAAAAAGUAAGCAUUGCAUAUUAUAAGAAAACAUGAUUACUGCAGCCCAUCACCACAAAGUUUUAGAGACAAGAACAAUUAUUAUGAACUCCUGUUUGGAGAUCUUUUCUAUGAUUUGUAAUCUUCAGCACCUGUCCAAGAAAUGCCUUCUAUAAAUAACCAUUUUCUGUUUCAGACAAGAUUGGUGCAGCUGCUCAGUUUUUCUACAAUUGUGAAUUGCCAAAAAAAGGAACAGUAAUUCCUUGGGGACCUCAGAGUUAAAUCCCUUCUAUGUAACGUGAUACUAUGAAGUGGGGCUGUGAUGGAAGUCCAUUAAUGCUAGCUGCUCUUAGAGUUGCUCAAACUGAGAAGUCCCUUGUAGAUGAUCCUCGCUCUUUUACAGUUUCUGUGGCUUUGUAGUUCCAUAAUUACUGCCCCUGAUGGCACCCUGCCCCAAAAAUGAAUACUUUGAUCAUUUGCUGCUCUCUUGUACGCCUUGUCAUCUCCGAUGUUCCAGUUCGCCACCGCCUUCGUGUGAGAACUACUGUGAGCAGAGUACCGAUUCAAGUGGAAUUCUUUGGAUUUGUUUGGGCUUAGGAGUAAUUUUAAUGCUCACUCUGUUCACCUUAAUGGUCUUGUUUAAAAGGAAGCGCCUAAAGCAGUCAAAAGAAAAACUGGAAAACACAGACUCCUCUGUAGAGCUGAAUAAUAUUCUCAAGGCUAAUACUGACAGCAGUGUGAAUACAGAAGAAAUUAGACACACACUUCAAAGUGAAACAUUAAUGUAUUCAGUGGAAGAAUGCACUUGCAGUGACUGUGGCUUGGUAAAACCUCAGACUGGCUGUGAAACUUCAUUUCCAUUACCAGCUACUGAAGAACGAGCAACUGUUCUAGUUACCACAAAAUCUUUUGAUUAUUGCAACUAUGUUCUGGGUGUUGGAUGACUAUGAGAGUAGUAUAUUUUUACUGUGUAGUAAUAAAUGAGUUAUUCCAGUAUGGUGAUUAAUCUUAAUACUUGCAGUCAGUGGAGGAGGUAGUACAUUGUCCUUAUAGAUCUUCCAUUGAGCUUUCAUUAAUAUUGUCAUAUUAUUUCUAAUGCUAGUAUUUCUCUAGUCAAGUAUUUCUACAUUAUUCUCGGGUACUAAACUAGUUAUUGGAAUUUUUACUUUCUGAAAGUCCUUACAAAGGACAGCUUUUGCUGCUCUUAAAGAUUGUAUCUACUUACACCAGAUAUAUACAAACCUGUCAAUAAACAAGUGUGCAAAUAUAUGCUUUAUGUUAAACUCA
Pipra filicauda (Wire-tailed manakin) is the source of this 2938-nucleotide messenger RNA. It is a transcript of the gene TNFRSF17, whose product is annotated as TNF receptor superfamily member 17. Gene Ontology annotation, molecular function: signaling receptor activity. The transcript is spliced from 7 exons. Bases 2092 to 2595 code for a protein of 167 amino acids. Gene Ontology annotation, biological process: tumor necrosis factor-mediated signaling pathway. The record is from RefSeq and is a predicted model, not a curated record. NCBI's taxonomy places the organism in Eukaryota, Metazoa, Chordata, Aves, Passeriformes, Pipridae.